GUCAGGAAGAUCGCGCAUGCGCGAUAUAAACACGUGUCUGAGCUGAGACCUACUUCAGAGACUCCAUAUAUUUGUAUGUUUACACUUACUGUAAGAUCUUAGAAGCUGCUAACAGUUUAAUAUCCUAAGAUGUCUAGCCUCGCCUCCAAAUAUGAGUACCUGGAGAAGUUUACCCGCAAGAGCUGGCAUUCUGAGGACCAGAAGCCCAACAAGAGAGGCUAUGUUCCAUUUCAAGGCAAAGGUAACAGUGAAGGUGGUCCACUCAAAAAGAAGCAAAAGAACAAACAGGAGCAUAGAAAAGGACAUAACAUGAACACUGAUUUCAGGAAGACAAAUCCAAAGAGUUUUCAUAUACCAGCACAGAAGCAACGUGGUACAGCUGUACAGAAUGCUGCCCAGGCCAAAGUUCAGCAUGGGAAGCAAGUAAAGAUAAAGCAUAAGACUGAAGCUGCAAAGACAGAGGAAUUUAAUGCGGUGGAUAUUUUAAAGAAAAGACUUCAUGAGAAGAUUGAAGCAUCUCGGGGACAGGGCACUCCAAAGGAUCCCUCCUCGGAGGAAGUUCAGAAACGGCGAGCAAAACGAAAACAGGAGCGAGAACGCAAGAAGAGGAAAAGGAAAGAAUUUCGCAUGAAGAAGUUAGCGGACAGUGCUUCCGUAGAGGUCAAAGUAGAAAGCGAAAGCGAACCGAUACCUAUACCUCAGAGUGAUUCUACAACAAGUAAAGCUGCCAUUAAGGACACAAACACCAUUAUCUUCAACAAGGUAGAAGUAGGGGAGGAGUAUGUAGACAAAGCAACCAAGUUAAAGGAGAAAAAGAAAAGGAAGGUAAAAGGAACUCUCACUCCCCUCACAGGCAGGAACUUCAAACAGCUUUUGUCCCGAGUGGAGGCAAGGAAGGCCCGUCUUGAGGAGCUGAGAGAGAAAGAUGAAGAGAAAGCCAAGAAGGAAGAAGAGAAAAUGCGGUGGACAAACAUCCUCUACAAAGCCGAGGGCAUGAAGAUCAAAGACAACGAAGACCUUCUUCGUGCCUCCUUAAAGAGGAAGGAGAAAAUGAAGAUGCGGAGGAAAAAGAAAUGGACUGAACGGAGUCAGCAUGUGUUGGAAAAGAUGCAAAAGAGGCAAGAUAAAAGACGUAGAAACAUACAGAAAUCCAAGCAGAACAAGAUGGAGAAACGUAAACAGAGAGUCAGGAAGAAAGGGAGGGUGCUGCCUGAGGAUAUAAAGAAAGCAGCUGUGUAGAGAGAGGAAAUGAAAUGAACAGAAAGAAAUGAGUGGGUUUAGGUGAAAUGUAAGAAAAUGACAAACGCCAAACUUUUGUUUCCAAUCUGUAAAAUUGUCUUGAUUCACUGUAAAUAUAUUAGAUACAUUAAGCCAUUAAACUCUUAUUGGUGAUAGUGGUAUUAAUACCUCACUGAAUAACUUCAGUAACUUGUUUAGUAAGGUGAAUUUUUCUUUUUUCUUUCUUUCUUUUUUUAUUACAGACAUUUGGGAAACAAUGAUAGGAUUGGUUGUAUGUAUUUGUCAUUGAAUUUUCUGUUUGUAAGAAAGAGUUGGUGUGUCAGCCAUAAUUGUAUCUUUUGGAGUUCAAUAAAUACAGUUUUGGUGUUUA
Messenger RNA from Tachysurus fulvidraco (yellow catfish), 1609 nucleotides. RefSeq names its product surfeit 6 (gene surf6). Gene Ontology annotation, biological process: ribosomal small subunit biogenesis; ribosomal large subunit biogenesis. The record is from RefSeq and is a predicted model, not a curated record. The transcript is spliced from 6 exons. Gene Ontology annotation, molecular function: RNA binding; DNA binding. The coding region runs from base 130 to 1239 and encodes 369 amino acids. Lineage: Eukaryota; Metazoa; Chordata; Actinopteri; Siluriformes; Bagridae. Gene Ontology annotation, cellular component: nucleolus.